CGGCUUUAUCUGGGAAUGGACUUUGGGACUUCUGGAGCGAGGUUUGCUCUCAUUGAUAAACGAGGGAUAAUUCGGGCCGAGGGAAAGAGGGAAUACCCUCUCUUUAAGAGUGAAGACAAAAUGGAUUGGGCGCGUUCAUGGAAGGCGACACUCUUCUCACUUCUUGGAGACAUUCCAUCUCAUCUUCGAAAACUGGUUGCUUCCAUUUCCAUUGAUGGAACUUCUGCGACUACUCUCAUUGUUGACAGCAACACAGGAGAACCAUUCUGGAGACCUUUCCUUUACAAUGAGAGUUGCCCUGAUGCUUUACCAACAGUUAAAUCUAUUGCUCCUCCAAACCAUACAGUCUGCUCUGGUUCCUCUACUCUGUGCAAGCUUGUCUCCUGGUGGGAGAAUGAUUCUCCAAAUAAAAAAUCGGCACUAUUGUUGCAUCAAGCGGAUUGGCUUUUAUGGCUUCUUCAUGGAAAGCUCGGAGUGUCUGAUUAUAAUAAUGCUCUGAAGGUUGGUUAUGAUCCGGAGCUUGAAUCCUAUCCACCCUGGCUACUCUCUCAGCCCUAUUCAAAACUGUUACCUUCUGUUAGAGCUCCAGGAACUUCAAUCGGUCAUUUGAAAGAGGACAUAAGAUCAGAGUUUGGUUUUCCAAGUGAUUGUGCUGUAUGCACAGGAACGACUGAUAGUAUAGCAGCUUUUUUAGCAGCUCGUGCAACACAACCUGGGAAAGCUGUAACUUCUUUGGGUUCAACACUUGCCAUAAAACUGCUGAGCACAACUAGGAUUGAGGAUGCACGAUUUGGGGUGUACAGUCAUCGCCUUGACGAUAAGUGGCUUGUUGGAGGUGCUUCAAAUACUGGUGGAGCAGUUCUCAGACAAAUUUUCACUGAUGAGCAACUGGAGAAAUUGAGUGUACAGAUUGAUCCCAUGGAAGCUUCUCCUCUAGACUACUACCCACUGCAAUCAGUUGGUGAGAGAUUUCCAGUGGCAGAUCCGAAUAAGGCUCCAAGAUUACACCCACGUCCAGAAAGUGAGGCGGAGUUUUUGCAUGGGAUUCUUGAAUCUAUUGCGCGUAUAGAGGCAAAAGCUUACAACUUGCUCAAGGAACUAGGUGCAACCCAAGUUGAUGAAGUCUUCACAGCUGGAGGUGGUGCCAGAAAUGAGAAAUGGACAAAGAUAAGAGAGAGAGUACUUGGUUUGCCUGUAAGUUCAGCAAUUCAAACCGAGGCUGCAUAUGGAGCUGCUUUGUUGGCUUUGAGGGGAUCAAAAGAAGAUUCAAGCAUCAAGGAUGUAAAUGUGGUUGGAGUCCAAGACCCCAGUUUGAAAAACUCAUCUCCUGUGAGUGCUAAAUCCACCUCAACCGAGGUGAUAGAAUUAAGCAACAAAGCAUCUGGUGUUCAAGAAACUAUCAAUCCUCAUACUGCUAUGGAGCAAGUAUCAGAAGCUAAUGAGCUGCCAAAACCAUCAAAUUCAAAUGAUGGAUCAGUGGACGUAGGAACUAAUGCAGUCAAUAAAACUAAUGCAGUGGAUUCUACGGAGAUUGCAUUAAGCAAUACAGGAACAAGUAUACAAGAAACUGUCGCUAAUCGUUCUCCAAAUCAAUUCUCAGAAGCUAAUGUUGGUGAGCAGACAGAACCAUUUGCACAAGAUAGGUCAAAAGUGGAAACUAGUGCAAAAGGUUCUACCAAGGAAAAUGCAUCAAGCAACACAGAAGCUGCUGUUAAAGAGUCUGCUGCUACUCCUAAUUCUUUGAUGAAAGUUUCAGAAGAUAUUGAUCCUCAGCUUCCUGCUUCAUCAAAUUCCAAGAAUGGUGCGACAGAAGUUGGAACCAAAACUAGUUCUCCCAACAAAGGCUCAGAAGCUAAUGAUCGUGAGCUGCCUAAACCAUCAAGUUCAAAGGACAGGUCGACAGAAUUUGGAACCAGUGCAAACGGCUCUACCAAGGAGAUUGAAUCCAUUAAUACAGGAACUGCUGUUCAGGAAGCUGUCACCACUCAUAGUACACCUAAGGAGGAUUUAGAAGAUAAUGUUGGUGAGCUGCGAAAACUAUCAAAUUCAAAAGAUGGAUCUACAGACGUAAAUAAUAUAUUGGGUUCUACCAAGGACACAGCGCUAAGCAGUGUAGGAUCUGGUGUUCAAGAAAUGGCCAAAAUUCCUGUGAAGCAAGUCUCAGAAAGUGAUGUCAGUAAGCUACCAAAAUCAUCAAAAGACAUUUCAUUAAGCAAUACAGGAUCUGGUGUUCAAGAAACUGCCACUACUGUGAAACAAGUCUCUAAGGGCGAUGACAGUGAAUUGCCAAAUCCGUCAAAAGAUGAAUUAGCAAAAGUAGCAACUAAUGUUGUAGUUGGUUCUACCACGAGUAUUCAAGAAACUGUUCCUGCUCUUCCGAAGCAAGUCUCACAAGGUAGUUUUAGUGAGUCAUCAAAUGAUGCAGUGGGUUCUGCCAAGGAGAUUGCAUCAAAUACAAUAGGAACUGGUGGUCAAGAAAGUGAAGAAACUGUCUCUACUCCAACUCUGACAAAGGAAUUGUCAGAAGCUAAUGUUGGAGAACUGCCAAAACCAUCGGAUUCAAAAGAUGGACAUAAAGAAAUAGAAACUAAUGCAGUGAGUUCUACAACUGAGAUUGCAUCAAAAGAUAACAUAUCUAGUGUACAAGAAAAGUUUAACACUGACCAAAGGGAAGUCUCAGAAGGUAAUUUAAUUGACCUGCCAAAAACAUCAAAUUCAAAGGAUGGAUCACUGGAAGUAGCUACUAGUAAUGCAGCGGGUUCUACCAAAAGUGUUCCAGAAACUGUCACAGGUCCUCUGAAGCAAAUCUCAGAAGGUAAUUAUAGUGAGGCACCAAAACCAUCAGAUUUAAGUGGUGGAUCAACAGAAGCUGGUACUAAUGCAGCGGGUUCUACCCAGAGUGUACAAGAAAGUACAACUACUCUGAAGCAGGUUUCACAAGGAAAUGACAGUGAGCUGCCAAAACCUUCAAACUCAAUGGAUGGAUCACCAGAAGUAACUAAUGCAGUGGAUUCUACCAAGAGUUUUCAACAUACUACCACUAAUCAAGAAGUUUCUGAAACUAACGUUAGUGAGCCUCCAACACCUUCAAAUUCAAAGCAUGCGUCAACAGAAGUAAGAACUGAUGCAGCAAAUUCUAGUCCUUCUACCGAGAAGAUUGCAUCCAGAAACACGGGAACGAAAGUGCAAGAAGGUAUCACCACUCAUACUGCUAAACAAGUCUCGGAAGGUAAUCUUGGUGAGCUGUCGACACCAUCACAUGCAACUGACGGAUCCGCGCCAGAGGUAGGAACAAAUGCAGAGGAUUCCACCAAGAGUUUGUAUGAAACUGUCACUACUCGGAAGCAACUUUCAGAAGGUAAUGUGAAGAAGCUACCAAACCCUUCAGACUUAGAGGAUGGAUCAACCAAAAUUCCUAAUACAGUCAAUUCUACCAAGAGUGUUCAAGAAACUAUCACUAAACAACAAGUUUCAGAAGAUAACGUUGGUGAGCUUCCAAAACCUUCAAAGGAUGGAUCAACAGAGGUAGGAACUAAUGUAGUUGAUUCUACCAAGAAGCUUGCACCAAGCAACAUGGGAACUGGUGUACAAGAAAGCAUCUCCGCGGACACUGAAAAUAAAGUUGCAGAAGAUCAUGUUGGCGAGCUGCCCAAACCAUCAAGUUUAAAGGAUGAAGUGCAAAAAGUAGGACUUGAUGUGGUUGGUUCUACCAGGGACAUUCCAUCAAGCAACACAGAAUCUGGUGUUCAAAAAAGUAUCACUACUUCAGAAGCUGAUGUUGCUGAGUUGCCAAGACCAAAUUCCGAAGGUCAUGUUGGUGAGGUUCUAAAACCAUCUAUUUCAGAAGAACGUAAUGCUGGUGAAUUGCCAAAACCAACAAAUCCAAAGGAAAGUAAUGCCGGUGAGUCGCAAAAACCAGCAGAUCCAGAGGAAAGUAAUGCUGGUGAGUCGCAAAAACAAGCAGAAUCAAAAGGAUGGUUAUGGUGGUAA
Fragaria vesca subsp. vesca is the source of this 3990-nucleotide messenger RNA. RefSeq lists its product as uncharacterized. NCBI's taxonomy places the organism in Eukaryota, Viridiplantae, Streptophyta, Magnoliopsida, Rosales, Rosaceae. The coding region runs from base 16 to 3990 and encodes 1324 amino acids. The record is from RefSeq and is a predicted model, not a curated record. Gene Ontology annotation, cellular component: cytosol. The transcript has 9 exons. Gene Ontology annotation, molecular function: D-xylulokinase activity. Gene Ontology annotation, biological process: xylulose metabolic process.